Messenger RNA from Durio zibethinus, 1032 nucleotides. RefSeq names its product ethylene-responsive transcription factor ERF109-like. The record is from RefSeq and is a predicted model, not a curated record. Gene Ontology annotation, molecular function: DNA binding; DNA-binding transcription factor activity. Gene Ontology annotation, biological process: regulation of DNA-templated transcription; ethylene-activated signaling pathway. NCBI's taxonomy places the organism in Eukaryota, Viridiplantae, Streptophyta, Magnoliopsida, Malvales, Malvaceae.
ACGCUGCUUUCCUCUCUUCUUUUCUUGUCCCCACAACCCUCCCAAGUCUGGAAACUCCAGAGAAAAGGCGAAGCGAAGUUAGAGGCACGAAAAUUCACCUGAAGUCACCAGUCACCAACACGGUCAAUGCCGCCUUCACCACCAUCAGUUCAUCGUCUUUCUCGCCAACAAGAAAUCUCCGUCAUGGUCUCUGCCCUCACAAACGUCAUCACUGGUUCUACCCCAUCCUCCUCCUCCACCUCUUUCGAUUUAGGUGCCCUCGGGGCUUCUAGUUCCACUGUUACUGCUGGGGUCAACGCUGAUUGCGGGAACAUGGUAUUUCAAGCGAGUGAGGUUAUGGGUAAGUGCCACCUGUGCAAAAUUGACGGCUGCCAGUCGUGCAAUCUUUUCCCGCCAAGUCAGCAAGAAGAAAAGAAGCGAGCAACUACUACUAAAACUAAACGAGUAAAGAAAAAUUACAGGGGUGUUAGGCAAAGGCCAUGGGGAAAAUGGGCAGCGGAGAUUCGAGAUCCAAAGCGCUCCACAAGGGUCUGGCUUGGAACCUUCAACACGGGGGAGGAAGCAGCUCGCGCUUACGAUAAAGCAGCUAUCGAAUUCCGUGGACCAAGAGCUAAGCUUAACUUCCCAUUUCCUGAUAGCAACGGCGAUGGCAAUUUAACAACAUCACCAGCACUAGCAACAGGAACGGCUACAGCAACAGCGACAACACCACCAGCACUAGCAACAGGAACGGCUACAGCGACAGUGACAGCUGCAGUUGUGCCUGAUCAAGAUAAUAGUAGGUCGUUAAAUGUGCAACAAGAAAGUGAGAGAAAUGUGAGCAUGGAAAUGGACAUGGAAAUGGGAUUUGGGACUGAUUUUUGGGAUGGAAUUGGCGAAGAUGAGUUUGAACAAUGGAUGAUGACUAUGACAAACAUGGGUGGGGACAAUAAUUCUUCGGAUUCUGCUACGACUACAGGAAAUGUUAAUAGUUCUUGAAUCUUGAUCAGUUUUCUCCAGGCAACUGUUAUGAAUCUGUAGCAAGCUGGCAAC